AGAACAUUCUCAUACAUGUCGACUACUAGUAUCCUACGGCCCAACGCAACGUUUAGGCUUUAGCGUGACUGAAAAUUGACAUUUUCUGUUCAAGUUGACAAUAACCAUGGCAACAGAAGAGCAGACGAAUACGCAGCCCCUCAUGAAGGAUAUAUCAGGGGAUCUGGAUGACUUGGAAGCAACAGAGAUUGAAAGUUUGUGUGUCAACUGCAUGGAAAACGGGACAACAAAGCUGCUUCUCACCAGGAUUCCCUUCUUCAAAUCAGUGAUAAUCAGCUCCUUUGAUUGUCCUCAUUGCCACUCCUCUAACUGUGAGAUCCAGCCAGCCAGUGCCCUUCAGCCUCAGGGCUGCAUCUACGACGUAGAGAUCAAGACAGAUAAGGAUAUGAACAGACAAGUUGUGAAGUCAAACUCUGCUUCGGUACGCAUUCCAGAACUGGACUUUGAAAUUCCUGGAUUCACACAAAAAGGAUCUCUCACAACGGUGGAAGGUGUAUUUCAGAGAGCUAUAGAAGGACUUGAACAGGAACAACCAUUGCGAAGGGCGCUGCAACCUGAAGUGGCUGAACAAAUUGAUGCUUUUAUCGAGAAGUUAAAAAACAUCCCCAAGCCAUUUCAUGUGAUCUUGAAUGAUCCGGCAGGAAAUAGCUUCAUUGAGAAUCCCUUGGCACCUAAACAAGACCCUGCCAUGAGGGUCAGUUAUUAUGAACGAACCAAGGAACAGCUUCAGCAGCUUGGAUAUGCGGAUGGUAGUGAGGAAGAUUCGGCUGGAGAUGCACCCCAAUCAGGAGAUACACCCAAGGAUGCCGCUACCACGAACGAUGAUGACGACGUUGUCGCUCCUGAAGAGGUGUUUGAAUUUGCCGUCAACUGCAGCAACUGUGAAGCUCCAGCCGUGUGUCGGAUGAAGCCAAUCAGCAUUCCGUUCUUCAAGGAAGUGAUCAUCAUGGCGAUGAGCUGCGAUGCCUGUAACACCAAGACGAAUGAGAUCAAAUCUGGAGGGGGCAUAGAGGAUAAAGGUCGCAAGAUCACACUCAAAAUGACAGAUAUCAGUGACCUCAGCAGAGAUGUGUUAAGGUCAGGAACAUGCCUGUUUGAAAUUCCAGAAUUUGAUUUUCUGCACGACCCUAUAGCAGGCCAGAGCGGUAAAUUUACAACUGUAGAGGGCCUCCUAGUGGAUGUUAAGAACAUGCUUCAGAGGCAGAAUCCCCUCGCUUUCGGAGACAGCGCAGUACCAAGACAAAAUGCAUUUGCACAAUUUUUUGAGAAAAUGGACAAGGUUAUCAAGGGAGAAUUGUUUGUGACUAUUAUCUUGACGGAUCCUGCAGGCAACAGCUAUUUACAGAACGUGUAUGCCCCGGAGAGUGACCCUGAGAUGACGAUCGAGGAUUACGAGAGGACAGAGGAAGAGAACGACUUCCUCGGUUUGACGCACAUGAAGACAGAAAACUACGGCGAGGAGGAAUAUACUGAGCAAAAUGCAGAAGAAUCAUAGCCUUUGGAGCUUCUAGUGUAUACUAGCUAGCAAUUGAAAUAUGUGUAAUAUUACCUUGUAUUCUCUCUUUCUUUCUUUCCUUUUUAUUUUCAUCCCUUUCUCUUUCUUAACUUGUUUGGUGGUGGUGAUUUUUUUACCUGAUUGCUAAGAAAGCAUGAAUGCUUGUAAGCAAGCAACCAGAGGACCGACGGCUUAAGGUCCCCCACGAAGGACCUGGUACUGAAGAUUAAUGCCUUACCAAAGGGCACUAGCGCACCAAGUGGGAAUCGAACCCGGGUCACCGGAAUACGAGUCCCCCGCUCUACCGACUGAGCUAUCGCGCCUCCUCAACUGUAUAUUAUAUAUAUUUAUAUAUAAUGUCAUGUACUUAGAGGUAAUGGUUGGCUAGAGGAUGAUAAUUACGAUAUUUAGGGAGAUUGGGCCUAGCGGCUCUCUCCAAAAGUAUGUUUUUGAAAGGCUUCUUUAAUAGCAUACAUUCAAAUAAAGUGGAAUAGGAUGAUUAAACUCAGAGCUCCGCCGCUGAAGUCUGAGAUGGGAACCUCAGAUUUUGCAUGCAUAUUCAUAUAUUACGAAGGAAAUGCAUUGUGUCUCGCUCAUACAUGCUCUCUCAACAACAUCAAAAAUCUUGCCAUUUUCAAUCUGCUUUUUGCAAAGCCAUCAUAUUUUUUUUUGUGUGGAAAAGAACUUGGAAUCCAGGGGAGCAUUUCGUGAAAGGACAUGUCAGACGUUUUAUCCGACAAGUCCCAUUUUAUCCGACAGUUACCAUAGUAACAGUGCUUCUAAGCCAAUCAGAAUCAAGGAGCGAUGUCAGAUCUGCCAACUUGUCGGACAAAAAUGUUGAUGAAACGCCCCCCCCCUGAUUUGAUGGAUGGAAUCUUCUAAAUAAUAGACCAAAGAAUUGAUGGAAGUAGAAAUAUUUGUUUUUGUUGUUGGGUGCUUUUCCAAUUAUUUUGCAACGGUUUACCCUUGAGACUUGACCCUAUCCACACACUAGCUAGGCUCCAUUGCUGCUCGCUGUGUUAAUGAAACAGUAGAAAAGUGCACUAAAUGUGAAAUCAGUAGAGGUUACAUGGAUGGGUUUCAUAUAGCAGUGGUUCAGUUUACCCUAAGGUACCUGAGACCACACUAUUAUGGAGUGCCAUUCGCCUUCUUAUUUAUUUAGACAAAUUAAUUCAAUUGUGUGGUGAAAGGCUGUUUCAAGAUAAAAAUUUGCCCUGAAAGAGAAGGAAUGGGAUGGUAUGAUAAUAUAUUUCAACUAAUUAUAUGCUGUUUUCUUUGACAAGAAUAAUAGUAAGGUGUAAGAUUAUUAAUCAUGGCAUUCCAUAGAAGCAUGGACUAAUAUUCUCGCUAAUUCCGGAGUUAUACCCGGAUGUUAUUUGCAGAAUGUGUUUGUGUUUUGAAUGAGUGAUAUCAUGAAAUGAUUAUGAAAUUAUACAAUAUGAUAACCUUUUC
Molecule: messenger RNA, 2947 nt
Organism: Lytechinus pictus (painted urchin)
Lineage: Eukaryota; Metazoa; Echinodermata; Echinoidea; Temnopleuroida; Toxopneustidae
Product: zinc finger protein ZPR1-like
Exons: 12
Coding region: 107-1495 (462 amino acids)
Cellular component (GO): cytoplasm; nucleus
Molecular function (GO): zinc ion binding
Source: RefSeq, a predicted model, not a curated record